Anopheles maculipalpis is the source of this 1492-nucleotide messenger RNA. It is a transcript of the gene cpo, whose product is annotated as protein couch potato. Lineage: Eukaryota; Metazoa; Arthropoda; Insecta; Diptera; Culicidae. Bases 136 to 1383 code for a protein of 415 amino acids. The record is from RefSeq and is a predicted model, not a curated record. The transcript is spliced from 9 exons. Gene Ontology annotation, molecular function: mRNA binding.
CAACAGGUACAGCAGUCGAUCUCACCACAACCGAACCAAGUGUCGGUUGCUAGUGCACUAGCGGGACAAUCGCCGCUUGGUACGAAUCCUACCAGCAGCACCGGAUCACCAGCGGUAGGGGUAGGGCAGCCGCCGAUGUUCAGCUCGCCGGUCGUAGCACAGUCGAACGCCGUGGUCAGCAGUCCGUCCAUGAACGGAGCGCUGAACGUGAACGCCGUAAACGCAGCCAACAACAACCACACCGGACUCGGACAGACCGGCCAGUCGGCCACCGGCAACCUCAAGAUGGACAGCACGAUGGGACAGAUGACACCGAUGGCACCGUUAGCGUUGUCGCAAAGUAUGGACUCCGUUAAUACGGCCAGCAACGAAGAAGAGGUUCGCACACUCUUCGUCAGUGGGCUGCCGAUGGAUGCGAAGCCGCGCGAACUCUAUCUACUGUUCAGAGCCUACGAAGGUUACGAAGGAUCGCUGCUGAAGGUUACCAGCAAAAAUGGAAAAACGGCAUCGCCUGUUGGUUUCGUUACGUUCAACACCCGGGCCGGUGCGGAAGCUGCCAAGCAGGAUCUACAGCAAGGUGUACGCUUCGAUCCCGAUAUGCCCCAAACAAUACGCUUGGAAUUCGCCAAGAGUAACACUAAAGUCAGCAAACCAAAACCACAACCUAAUACAGCGGCCACAGCUGCACAUCCUGCAUUGAUGCACCCACUUACUGCUGGACACUUAGGUACACCGUUUUUUCCUGGCGGCCCGGAACUGUGGCAUCAUCCGCUAGCCUUCUCGGCGGCGGCCGCUGAGCUGCCGAGUGCAGCCGCACUGCAGCAUGCAACGCUCGUUCAUCCGGCACUGCAUCCGCAGGUCCCGCAACAAAUGCAAAUGCCGCACCCGUCAGCAAUACAUCCAGCAUCGAUGCAUGUGUCCGCCGGCCUGCCAGCGAACCACUUUUUGCCCAGUCCGGCACUGGCCAGUCCGGUUGGCAGCACUGCCGGCGGCAAUCAGCCACCGAACCCGCCGCUAGCCGCCAACGCUCCCUGCUCGACACUGUUCGUUGCCAAUCUCGGACAGUUUGUAUCCGAGCAUGAGCUGAAAGAAAUUUUCGCUAGUCUGCCUGGCUUCUGUCGCCUUCGUUUGCACACUAAGGGUUCAGCGCCGGUUGCGUUCGUAGAGUUUAAGGAUGUGAUCAGCGCGGCGGCAGCGAUGGCCGCCCUGCAGGGCAAGUUCCUGCUGUCAUCGGACCGGGGCGCGAUGCGCAUCGAGUUCGCCAAAUCGAAGAUGGCCGCGGACAUACCGUCGCACCAGUUCUACGCACAGAAUCACGCGCAGCAGAGAGAAGGGGGCGGGUUUGGAGCCAAGAAUGGAACAUCAUUUGGGGAAGAAGAGUGAACGGCCCGAUCUCAGCUCGUAUCUAAUGGCAACAACCUGACCGCAACACAUCCAACCCGUAGCCACCACCACCAUCAUGAACCAUAGCAAUCUUAGCGGCAACCAUCAU